This is a messenger RNA of Calliphora vicina (urban bluebottle blowfly), 824 nucleotides long. RefSeq lists its product as uncharacterized. The coding region runs from base 65 to 595 and encodes 176 amino acids. The record is from RefSeq and is a predicted model, not a curated record. NCBI's taxonomy places the organism in Eukaryota, Metazoa, Arthropoda, Insecta, Diptera, Calliphoridae. The transcript has 2 exons.
ACUUGCAGUAGAGUAAGUCGCUAUUGAUUGAAUUGAACAAGUAUUAUUAAUUAAAUCGUCAAAAAUGAUAUUUAUCGAAAAUUUAAAAUUAUUUGCUAUUUGUGUGCUCUGUCUCAAUAUGUACACACAAGUGAGUUCCACGACUAUCACCCAGAUAGGCGAUGUACGCAUUGAAAAAUCAAAUGGUAUAUGGCUAUGUGAUAGAAUCGAAUGUCCCCCUGAUGCUGAUCGUUGUUUCGUUUCAAAAUCCAAUGAAGUAGACCCCUCAAUUCUAAAACGUGUCAAUUAUUGCUAUUCCAGGGACAAUCAAAUAUUGAAACAGCAUGUAUCUGAAACACCAGUUGAUCCCAAUUCUAAAAUUAAAAUGCAAAUGACCUCCACUCGUAAUGGUGGCAUUAUCACCAGUAAUGAUGGUUAUAUAGGAUCACUGGAGGAUUUCGAUGAGGAAAAAUUCAACCGUCAAAUGAAUAAGAUGAAAACCAAUCUUAAACAUAUGAAUGAAAACGUGAACAAAAACCUCAAACACCAAAUGCAUAAUUUGCAUGAAAAUCUAAAUAAAAUGAAAAAUAAAAUGGCACAUAUGUUUGAUGAUUAAUCAUGUCAUUAUUUUCAGAGAUUGUUUGAUAAAACAAAACUCUAAUUUUGUUGAUCUUAUGUGACAUAAUUUAAAGAAAAUUUUUGAUUUUGUUGAUUUGUAUUUAUCGUUAUUGUUAUACAAACAUACAUACAUAUACAUAUACAUAUGCAUAUGUAUGUACAUAUUUUAUAUAUUUUUUAUGAUUUUAGAAUCAAAUCAGAAUAAAACUAAUUGUUAAGCUUUAUAA